AUCACAAACGUCUGUCAAACAAUGCCAGAAUAUUUGUGUUGUAUAAAUUAUUUGUGUAUAUUAAUUCUGGACGCCCUCUCUAAUUUAAAAGAGCUAAUAGAAAUGGAAAUAUUGGUCCACAUACCCGAAUACAUAGCUAGCCUUAAAUAAAACACAAAAUUGUGGCCCAAAAUCAAAAAUUUAAACCUUCAUGACGUGACUUCCAAAAUCAAAAUGGGCGAAAAAACCAUGCCAAAAUACGUGAAAUUCCUCUUCGGAGGGUCAGCCGGAAUGGCCGCCACGUGCUUCGUCCAACCCCUCGAUCUCCUCAAAAACCGAAUGCAGCUAGCAGCCACCCAAAAAGAAAGAGCCACUUCCUUCCAAGUCGCCAAGAAAAUCAUAGCCACUGAAGGCAUCACCGGCUUGUACAACGGUUUAUCAGCAGGUCUGCUCCGACAAGCCACCUACACCACAACCCGCCUAGGAGUCUACUCCUGGCUCUUCGAAACCUUCUCCCAAGGCGACAUAAAACCAGGCUUUUUCGCAAAAGCAGCAAUGGGAAUGGCCGCAGGAGUGUGCGGAGCUUUCGUCGGUACUCCCGCUGAAGUAUCUUUGAUUCGAAUGACCGCCGACGGACGGCUGCCACCCCAAGAACGUCGCAACUACAAGAACGUCUUCGACGCCAUCAUCCGGAUGACGAAGGAAGAAGGGGUUCUGACGCUAUGGAGAGGUGCCAUACCCACCAUGGGUCGCGCGGUUGUGGUCAAUGCGGCCCAACUAGCCACGUAUUCGCAAGCCAAGCAAAUGUUGAUGAACACUGGGGUUUUUGGUGAUGGGAUUUUUUUGCAUUUUCUUUCGUCUAUGAUUUCUGGGUUGGUGACCACUGUGAGUUCGAUGCCUGUGGAUAUUGCGAAAACGAGGAUCCAGAAUAUGAAGACGGUUCAAGGGAAACCGGAGUAUUCGGGGGCGGUUGAUGUUUUGGCCAAAAUUGUUAAGAAUGAGGGGCUGUUUGCGUUGUGGAAGGGUUUCACGCCGUACUAUUUCAGGGUGGGGCCCCAUACGGUGCUCACUUUUGUCUUCUUGGAGCAGAUGAAUGUGACCUAUAAUAGGGUGGUUUUGGGUAAAACUGGAAGCGGAGGGCAACUAUGACAUGAUUCUAAAAAUUCUCUGAUAUUUUGUUGCUGGAUGAACUUGAAAAAAUCUUUUGAGCUUC
Messenger RNA from Zophobas morio, 1192 nucleotides. RefSeq names its product mitochondrial 2-oxoglutarate/malate carrier protein-like. NCBI's taxonomy places the organism in Eukaryota, Metazoa, Arthropoda, Insecta, Coleoptera, Tenebrionidae. The transcript has 2 exons. The coding region runs from base 214 to 1128 and encodes 304 amino acids. The record is from RefSeq and is a predicted model, not a curated record. Gene Ontology annotation, molecular function: transmembrane transporter activity.